AUGUCAUCGGGGUUGCCGGAACCUUCAGCAGACACCACACUGGAUCUAAACUUCCGGAUCAUCUCUUGCCGCAAGUUGUUAAAAGGUGAUCGCAAUUCAUCAGAUCCAUAUGUCAAAAUCAUGAUGGGGAAGACGGAACUUCAUAGGACCAAAUACCAGCUCAAAACUUUGAAUCCAGUCUUUGGUACCCAACAUGAUAAUUCUUUUUCCAAGCAGAUUAACUACGGUGUAAUGAAGGCAGUUGGUGGCAUCGGCAUUGAGGUCAAAGAUUGGGAUCGCAUAGGCAAUGACGAUCUUAUUGGACUUGCCACUAUCAAACCAGUCCAGCUGUUGGAUUUUGUUAAAAGCGGUAAACCGACCACAAUACGAUUAGAUGUCCCACCGGGUCGCAAGGAAACAGAAGGAGGAUUCAUCACACUUUGCGUACAAGAUGUUGGAGAUUCCGACAGCAGCGAUUCCGACGUCGAAGAGACUACGGACGAAGUUGUUGCUUCUCUGCCAAAUCUAGAUUUUCGUACCUCUGUUGCUGAAUCUAUGGGUGAGGGCCCGCCCCUAUACGAUAAAGAGCUUAUGAUUGAAAUCAUGGCUUGCCGACACCUCAUCGCUGGUGAUCGAUCCGGAACUUCAGACCCUUAUGUUGAGAUCAAAUUGGGCGACGCAGUGUUGCACAAGACUCUCUGGAUCGAAAAGACACUAAAUCCUGCGUACUCUAUUGACCACAAGAAUAUCUAUAAUCUGAAAUGCUCAGCCAAAGCUCUCUGGUCCAAAGGAGGACUUGAAUUUGUUGUAAAGGAUCACGAUAUGGGAAUUUCUGCCCUUGGUAUGACAGAUGACGAUCUGGGAUAUGUGAGAGUACCGCCACAAAAGUUGUAUGACUGCAAUGGCGAAUAUAUGGAAUUCACGCUAAAACCACCGAGGAACAGUCAAGGUAUGACGGAAGCCGGCACCAUUUCGAUUCGUGCACGAGAAACCAAGUUGGAAGAUACGGACAAAAAAGCAGCACUAGACGUUGAAGCUGUGGCUGGUAUCGGGAGAGAUUCGAUCAUGAUGGACGAUCGACACCAAUGGGAUACAGAAGCGGACUUCUCCGCCAUCAAACCGAAACGUGAAAAACUGUAUUUGGAAGAUUCUGAUUCUAGCUCGGAUUCCAGUGACAUGUACAUGGACAGCACUGAUGAUGAAGGGCCGCGAAAGAAGCCAGUAUCGUUUGGUGCUGCUGCAACUACGAAAGUGGAUGACGACAGUGACGAAGAGAUGCCGGGGCCAACUAAUUUGACGGAGCAGGUGACGAGCAAAUGGGGAAAUCAGAAGGGCAUGGGAGGGAAAAGAAAAGGUCCUGGAGGGAGAGGGGGAAGAGGAGGACCAGCUAUGGGAGGGAGAGGCGGUCGAGGAGAAUUAUACGUUCCAUCUGUUCAUCCUGGGGACAUGUUCGACCAAGAAAUUGAAGCUCUUGAGCAAAGGAAACCAGAUGCCUCUGAUAAUGAAACGGCUUCUACCGUUUCCCUUGAACCAAAAGAAAAUAUGAAUGAUAUGUGGGAGCAGAUGGUUGAAAAGGACGAAAAGAUUAAGGAGCUUCAACUCGAAGUUGAUUUGUUGAAAGAACAAAACAAGGAGCUACGAUUAGAGCUCAAGCGGAGCCGAUAUACACGCAAGACCAACAAGCCACCGAAGCAGAAGAAAACCAACAAGGUUCCAUUGGCAAAGAAAAAACAAGAGGCGACAAAUAAAGAAGAGAAGGUAGAAGCGGCGCCAAAUACAAAAUCUGCGAUGAAGAAAAGCAAAUUCAGUGCACUCGACUCUGAUGCUCCAUCGGACGAUGACAAGGUCGAACACCCGAAGGAGGAAAAGGAGGCCCCAAAGGCCAAAAUUGGUGCAUUAGAUUUUGGUCUCGAUGCUCCAUCCUUCAGCAGUGACGAAAGUGGUAACGACGAGGACAGUGACGAGAAUGCACCCAAGCGUGGGAUCACUCCUGUAGCCUCUGUCGUUUCACCCGCUAUUAUGGCCCCUACCCGCGGCAUCCCAGGAGUCCGUUUGAGCGAGAUGGAAGCUCCGAAACUUCCGGCCAACGUUCUUUCCCCAAGCCGUGGCAUCCCCGCAGUUCGCAUGAGCGAAAUCGAAGCAGAGACUUCGCCGAAGGAGCCAGCAUCUCCCAACAAGCGGGGCGUAACCUUUGAUGCACCGUUCUCUCCUGGUGGCAAUACCACCGAUGGCUCGACGGACACAGAACGUAGUCCUCACAGGGGGCUCUUGGGCAAAAUGGGCCUGACAGACUCAGUGGUUGACAGAGCAUCGUUGUAUUCCUUCAUGCAAUCACGCUCGGAUGACGAGGACACUAUAGAAGGCACAAAUGACCCCCCCGACUUUGAUCGAAAGCACAAGGAUAUGCAGUUUGCUAAGAUGGACUUUGUCGGGAUCGCCGGGAGUAAGGACAAAGAGCCUCUCCGGAAAAUCAAUGCUAUGCCGUCUCUAGCCUUCAAUCCCAGUAAUAUUCUAUCAAGGGAUGAAGACUCUGAUGAGGACCGCACGAAAAAGAUGGUUGGCGUAAGUGUGGACAAGGAUUGGGAUAGGCAUUCCAAUCACAGCAACUUCGAACACACCACCACAACCGUAAUCUCUCAGACAGCCAUGCAGCAAACAAAAAUCUCCGGCCGCCGUGUCUUUGAGUUGGAACAACAAGUACAAGAACUGAAGGAAGAGCUCGAAUUGGCCUUGGCCAACCCAGGUGGAUACGAAAAAGCUUCGUUGGAGGUGCAACUGAAGGUUGCCCAAGAUGCCAAGGAGAAGCUCGCAGUAGAAAAUGAACGGUUGCAAAAGAUGAACAAGAUCCAAAAGCAUGCCAUGUUUGAAUUGAGUUCCAAGCAGAAUGGGCUCUUUUGGUAA
This is a messenger RNA of Cylindrotheca closterium, 2880 nucleotides long. The record is from the annotation of a GenBank genome assembly. Lineage: Eukaryota; Bacillariophyta; Bacillariophyceae; Bacillariales; Bacillariaceae.